Messenger RNA from Dracunculus medinensis (Guinea worm), 1548 nucleotides. The record is from the annotation of a GenBank genome assembly. NCBI's taxonomy places the organism in Eukaryota, Metazoa, Nematoda, Chromadorea, Rhabditida, Dracunculidae.
AUGCAAGUGCAACAGAUCUAUAGUGAUGGCGAUGCAACUAGAUCUUUUAAUAUGAGCAAUAUAUCUGCGAUAGAUAUGUUGUCAUUAGCAGUAAGUCUUUUCAAAAUUUCAGUGAAAAAAACAAAACCACAAAAUUUCAGUGAAAAAACAAAACCACAAAAAAGCCAGGCUUUUUUUAAAGGUUUGGAUUUGCAACGGAAAGUGAAUAUUGAGCUUGCAAUGUGCUCUGGAUGGAGUUGGUAUAAACAGUCCGAAAACGGAAGUGGAAAAUUUUUUGUUGUACCUGAUGGCUGUUUGGAUGAACACUAUUGUGUUCGUUUAGCUCUUAUUGGAUUUCUUUUUCAGGUCUUCGCAUCAUUUGAUAACGCCGGUGAAUUAAUAUUAUCGAACUCAAAACAACAGCAAAAUGACUGCGACCAACGCUCAAGGGAACUUAUUUCAUAUCUUUAUUCAGUGAUUUACCCAAAUCGAACCAUUAUUUGUAUAGGGCUUUUGUUUGAGGCCCUAAAAUCAGCUGUCGUUGAAUUUUUGCGUCCACUUGCUCUUUUGUAUCAUUCACUUACGCUUGUUCCGCCACCAGAAGCAUUAAAAGAUCCUUCAAUUCACGAAUUUGAACCGUUGUGUCGUUAUAUGGGAUUUUCACCUUCUCUUUAUGAUUUCUUAGCUGGAGCUACCGUUGAAAAAUGUUUUAAGCAGUGGUCACAAAAUCAGAAGCACAUACCAUUCGUGAAACUAACGCAUCAACCGAUUCAAGUGAACUCUCUAAUUGAUCUACCCCACGAAUUUUCUGUCUUAAUAAAUAAAGCUGCUGGUUUUAGGUGUCCAUCUUCUUUGCAACGAGACCAUGGUUCAGCAGCUCCAACACUUUGCCUAAUAUGUGGAGAACUACUUUGUUCGCAAAGUUAUUGCUGCCAACGAACAGUAUUAACUGAAUACCAAUUACCCAUAUAUUUCCUUACAACUUGUUUUAUCCUUGGAGAACUAUUAAUAGUAAAUCAGUCAACCUAUGGUGCUUGUAAUUAUCAUCUAUUACGCUGUUCAGGGCCGUCUGGUGGCAUUUACUUAAGAAUUCGAGACUGCCAAGUCAUCCUGUUGUUAGCCAGUUUGAGAGGUGCUUACUUGAAUGCUCCAUAUGUUGAUGAAUAUGGUGAAACAGAUUUCGGUUUCAGGCGUGGUUUGCCAUUGCGAUUAAACUUAGAACAUUAUGCGCAGUUAAAAAAGUUAUGGUUGAAUCAAUCAAUCGUCGAAAAAGUGGUCGAUUUGCAUGAAGUUGAACAUCGUGGAGAUAAUUUUGGCUGGGAGCUUAUCUUCAGAAUUUUUCAGUGGAAAAAUAUUUGUUCUUAUGCAGUCUACUUCAGAAAAUUCAAGUUAUGCCGUAUAUCUGCGGAAAUAAAGGGGACAUUAUGGGACACUGGAAAAGAAUUUCAAUUUAGAGCAAUGUAUUUUUGCACACAUUCAUUUCCUCCUGAGGGUAUUAAUGAUUAUUUUUCAUUAUUUUAUCUUGCGCUAUAUCCUUUGAGAUUGAAGUUUACGUUUAAUAUUUUUUAA